Molecule: messenger RNA, 2148 nt
Organism: Penicillium griseofulvum
Lineage: Eukaryota; Fungi; Ascomycota; Eurotiomycetes; Eurotiales; Aspergillaceae
Product: UTP25 family protein
Exons: 3
Coding region: 1-2148 (715 amino acids)
Biological process (GO): maturation of SSU-rRNA from tricistronic rRNA transcript (SSU-rRNA, 5.8S rRNA, LSU-rRNA)
Cellular component (GO): nucleolus; small-subunit processome
Molecular function (GO): U3 snoRNA binding; rRNA binding
Source: RefSeq, a predicted model, not a curated record
AUGCCUGCUCCUCGUGGUGGUUCUUUUAGAGGAGCUCGAGGUCGUGGUGGCCGUGGAGGUCGUGGAGGUCGUGGUCGUGGUAGAGGUGGUCAUGGCCGUGGUGGUCGCUCCUUUGCCACUUCGCGAUUGAAUGAAUCUGAAUCGGAUGAUUCUUCUGGAGAAGAAGAUGAUGUUAGCGUGCAAUCCCAAGAGGAAUUGGGUGAUGACACUAUUAUGGACGAGGGCUCCAGCAGCGACGAAGACGAGAAUACCGAACGUCCCUACAAUGAACUCCUUCAGCUACUUCACACCAAUGAGUCAAGCGGACCAGCUCGAAAGAAGCGCAAGAUUAAUACCGACUCAAAUGCCGAGGUUCAAAUGGCAGAACCCGCAGAGGAACCAGAGCAGGCUGAUGAUGACUUGGAGGCCCAAGCCCCAUCCGAUGACGAAGAGGAAGAAGUAGAUGAGGACGAGGACCCAAUUGCCGCUUUUGAGAAGCACUUUGAUCUCCGCGAGAGUGCAGAUUUGACCAAGCAGAUUGAGCCUAUCCAAUCGAAUAAAUGGGCCACCGUCAAGAAAGAAGUGGAUGGGCUACGGCUAGUACAUACUGUUCCCGACACGGGAGCAAACGGUGUAUCAAUCCUUCCGUCAUUGAAGAGCACAACCAAUAUUAAGCUUAAACAAAAAUUGAAGUCUCGUGCAGCCGAGAUCCUGCCUAAAAUCACCGGUCAGGCCCAGAUUAUCACGCCAUAUGUGUUCGACUACCAAGACGUUCUCUAUGGUGCCCGCACUGCUUCUAAUGCAAAUGAGAUGCGCGAGAUUCUCGCUUUGCACACCGUUAACCACCUGCUGAAGACCCGAGACCAAGUCCUCAAAAACAACGCCCGUCUGGCCAAGGACCCGGACACGGACAUCGAGUGUCGUGAUCAGGGAUUUACCCGACCCAAAGUGCUUUACAUUCUGCCCACUCGUCAGGCAUGUGUUAAAGUUCUCGAUGCGAUCACUCGGAUCUAUCAGCCUGAACAACAAGAAAACAAAAAGCGCUUCACCGACUCGUUCUCGGCGCCAGAUGAUGAAUCGUGGGAGCAUAAGACUGAAGACUUUAAGGAGCUCUUUAGCGGAAAUGACGAUGAUAUGUUCCGACUGGGCCUAAAGUUUACGCGCAAGACAGUCAAAUAUUUCGCGCAAUUCUACAGCUCCGAUAUCAUCCUAGCCAGUCCACUGGGUCUGCGUACGAUCAUGGACCAAGCCGACGUCAAGAAGCGCGAUCACGACUUCCUCUCUUCAAUCGAGCUGGUAGUCGUCGAUCACGCCGACGCCCUCCUCAUGCAAAACUGGGACCACGUCGACUACAUCUUCCAGCAUCUGAACUUGCAACCGAAGCAAGCACACGGCUGUGAUUUCGGCCGCGUCCGUAACUGGUACUUGGAUAACCAAGCCCGCCAUGUCCGACAAACCAUAGUAGUCUCGUCUUACAUCACCCCCGAGAUCAAUGCCCUCUUCUCAUCCCAGAUGCAAAACGUCUCGGGCCGUCUCAAGGCAACCCCCACCUACGCCGGCGCCAUCACCGAGCUCCCGCUCCCAGUUCCCGUCAAGCAAACAUUCACUCGCGUCGAUAGCACGUCGCCUAUCAAGGACCCCGACGCGCGCUUCAAGCACUUCACAACAACCAUCCUGUCCACCCUGGUGAAAAAUAUCACGCAUGGCCGCGGCAAGGGUGGUUCCGGCACUCUCAUCUUCAUCCCCUCCUAUCUCGACUUCGUCCGCGUGCGCAACCAUUUCGCCACCUCUACGCAGACAACCAAUGUCGCCUUUGGCGCUAUCUCUGAGUACACCGAGCCGAAGGAGGCUAACCGUGCCCGCAGUCAUUUCGUGUCCGGCCGUCACUCCGUGCUACUGUAUACCGAGCGUGCGCACCACUUCCGCCGUUACCAGGUCCGUGGUGUCAAGCGUAUAGUCAUGUACGGGCUCCCAGAUAACGCAUUGUUUUAUGGUGAGAUUGUUGGGUACUUGGGUCUUGAUCCCGCGGAAUUGAUCGAGGCUGCUGAGGGUGGUGUGCGUGCGCUAUUCUCGAAGUGGGAUGCGCUGAAGUUGGAGCGUAUUGUUGGUACGUCUAGGAUUGGUAAUAUGUUGCGGGAGAAGGGAGGUGAUACGUUUACCUUUGUAUGA